UACCACAGAGUAUUGAUCAUCGGCGAAGGGAUUUGCAUCUAGCUAUUUCAGUAAGGAUUGAUCGUGGUUACUAAUUAAAAAUGUUCUCGGGGAAGCCUGUCCAGAUUUCCAUGAUUGUGAGCAUUUCAAACGUGCCGGACUCGUAGGGGGCCCAUAUGUACUCGAAUGGAAUGGCCUGUUGGGUGUUUUCGCAACGUUCAGUGACAGUGCACUAGUGUACAGAGUAACGUACAGUGGCGUAUAGUAGUGAAACCAGUAUGGCGUAGAGCAUUGGCGUACAGAGGUUGAUCCUAGUGCGAGCAGUUACGGUGCGCUGGAAUCGAACUAACAUGGAGUAAGUGAAACCCGAGGUGGCUGCGUUGUCUUUUAAAUAUUGAUUUGCGCUUAGAACGGACGCGAUGCUGGCACCAUGAGCCGAUUCUCGAGAUUCCUCCGAGUCAAUCACAAAAUAUCCAGGGAAGAAUGCCGUCGAAUAAGUUAGUUAAAGUGUGGCUGUUGGAACUCUUAAUGGCCCUCAAAAGUGUGUAGGAGGUCUUAUGUUCGUACCUGGUAUUUUGUUACGUAGGCACACUAUACCAAGGAUCCUCAUUAUCUACUCUGCCUUCAAACUCUAAGUCAUAAUGGAACAUGCAAUAACUAAAAAAAAUGCAACACAGAAGACAGUGUAUCAUCAUGUCACUUUAGGCAUAUGCUACUUUAAGACGACAAUGAGGAACGCGAAGAGGAUCUUUUUGUCAUUGUAAAUCCUUGGGAACAGUGUGUGAAGGUCAGAUGCAAGAGAUGGACUCUCCUCCAUCCUGCUCAUUAAGUGCCACAGGGCCACUAAGCGAUCUUGGAAGCAGUGGCCUUGGUGGGUCCAUAUCCAGCGAUUCUGUACGAGCUCAUCUCGCGAUUGAGAUGCAAGAGAGCGAUGUGGAAAGUAAAUCACUGUCACAGGACUCAUUUGAUUAUUCGGAUGGAAUGUGCGGUGAGAACUUCAAUACUCUGAAGAAAGGGCCUGGCUGGAACGACGUAGAUAGCAAGCUGGAAGUAGAAGUGGUAGAUGUGGCAAUAAAACCACCACCAGAAUUUCAAGAUAGUCCAUCUCCACCGGACUCGGUGUCCUCCGCCGCACCAAUAGUUUGCUAUACGCAGCUUGUAUGCAAAAAACUGCCACGGUGGUUGGACAAUAUAGCAGAAAAUCUGGUGCAUCUUAUUAUUGAGGAAGCAUUAGCUAUAUCCUGCAGGAUAUCUUGGCCAGAAGGACGAAUAGCUCCAGCGAUACAUUCAGCCACCGUGUUAACUUGUAACGCGCACAAUUCAAAACUAGUGUGGACAUCGGAAUUUAUGGGCGCCUCGGCGUUAUGUCAGGGUAGCGCGACCAUCACGAUAACACCAUAUAACACGUUAAAUCGUCCUAAUUCGCGCUGUUCUCUGGCCUCUUCGAGGUUAUCGAGUUCUCAUAACUCUAUAAAUACAACCGGGCUCAGUCACAAAGUGGACGACAGCAGUUUCAUUACGUCGGCAAUGUCCCAUGAUGUCCUAACUACCAGCGAAAUUAGUGACAUGUACAAUGUACCCUUCGAUUCGGACAUAUACACGGUACCAAUAGACGUGGUGCGACCUCUACAUGAAUUACGUACUCCACAGAGACCAAAACGACACCGUCACCAUCGGAAGCGACGAAGAAAUGUGUCGGCGAGUUCACAGAGCGAACUGGAGGCGCAUAUUCAGCAAGCGAGGCAUUACUGCGGCAAGCCCAGGGCAAUCACACAUGUGAUAAAGUCUCAGCGACUCUUGGCUGAAGUUUGCUGCAACGAGGCUGGCAACGGGAAGCGCCAUAGCGUUCCUGGAACAUCCGGCCGACAUAGUGGACGUUCAUCGAAUAGCCACACGCACAACAUUGGCGAGCCUAUACAUAUGACGCUUCACGAAGUGCGCCAGUAUCUUCAGACUCUCUAUUCGAGCUCCAGUGAUUCUAGUGAAAAUAAGAUAAAACGCGAUAAACUUCCCGCGGGUCAAACACCCGUGCAUCUAGCUACGCCAAAGGGUAUUAGUGUAAAUAACAACAAUAGAUAUAGCAAUCCGCAUACGGAUUCUUCGACGGAUACCCCCAUAUCCAACAAGAGCAGUAAUGGACUGAUUCAUAAUAAUAAUAACAACGGUAACGUCAGAAAACAUAAGAAAAAUGCCUUCGUUAGUAUCAAACAUAAAAAAGCUAAAGACGAGCAGCAUAAUAAAGAGAAGGUUGAGAAUGAGAGAGAAAAGAUUAAAAAGACUCAAAGGAAUUUCUCUUUGAAUCUGAAGCAGACCCUCUGCAACAUAUUUAGAUUCCGCAGGCUCGGUUCGCCUGAUCAUUUCGUAGGCAAAAGGAACAGCAUUGUCCAGGGUGAAAUCGUGGAGGAGGAGGAAGGUGUUGACUCUGAUCAACAUGCGAAUAAUAAUAAUACGACCAGUGAAGUUGACUCUUCUGUUCAGAAGCUUCCAUUUUUCAAGCGCGCCCUUCCUCCCCUUCCUAAGAACAAUGGUCAGGUAGGCAUCGAGCAAGCUGAGGUUGCUCUCACAGCCAUAUUAGCCAAACCAGACUCCCCUACCUCAAUACAACGCAUGCCAGUACUGCCUGCCCGAGAAGAGGAAGAGACCGCUGAGGAUACCAGUAUGGACUUUGCUGCCAGUAUCGAGAAAGUAAAGGAUUACGGAUGGUAUUGGGGUCCCAUAUCUGGUGAGGCAGCCGAGAAGAUCUUGUCCAAUGAACCGGACGGUUCAUUCAUCGUGAGAGAUAGUAGCGACGAUCAUUAUAUUUUCUCACUAUCAUUCAGACUGAAUAGUUGUGUACGACACGUCAGGAUAGAACACGAUCAGGGUAACUUCAGCUUUGGUAGCUGCACGAAAUUUAAGUCACAUACGAUAGUCGACUUCAUUGAGAACGCAGUGGAGCAUUCACGUAGCGGACGCUAUUUAUUUUUUCUUCAUCGUCGUCCUGUUCUGGGGCCGAUGAGGGUACAGUUGUUACACCCGGUGUCGCGCUUCAAGCAGGUCCAGAGUCUUCAACACACAUGUAGAUUCGUAAUCCUUAAAAUGGUGCGCAGGGACUUGAUACCCACUCUUCCAUUACCUAGACGUCUCAUAGACUACCUGAGCACGCCGCAUUACUACAGUGAGCAAGUGGCUGAGCAGGACGAUCGUGCGGAGUCCCCAGUUAGUUCUUCUACUGGUGAACUCGAAAAGAUCUGUUUCACGCCUCAGGGUUUGUCGUGAGAUCAGGCAUCAUCACAAACCUGGUCCCGCUUACAAUUAAGAUAUGUAAGAUAACCUUACGAAGGGCACCAGAAGAGACCAUACAAAAGUGAAAAAGCAAAAGAGAGAGAUUUGAGAACAAAGAAGAAACAAAGGAGAGAAGACAUCGGGACUGUAGGAGAGGAUGUCCAGGUCAGUCCGUGUCCGAUAUCCAGUCGAUGCAAAAGGCGCGUUUAAUUUUUUCUUCAAAAUAUUCUUCCGCUUCUUUUCCGUUUCCAUUUUUUUUUCUUUUUCUUCUUAAUGCUAUAAAAAAGUGUGUCUUACAAGGAGCUAAUAAUAAUAAGGUACGACCCUUGUCACUGUUACAUUUAAGUUUGCUCCAAUAACCUUUGACCUUUUGCAAAUCAAUCGACCGGAUUACAUAUGGCGGGCGUGUAGUAUUUAUAUGUGAAUGAGGUAUACGUAGGCAAACGUGGAUUUGUUGCUAGCAUAAAAUAAGUGCACAAUCUGUUGAAGAUGUUGGUAAAAAGAGCUUACUAAAAUGGGAAAACGAGCGAUGCUGGCAGAAUAUUUAAGAGGUGGGAGGGGAAGAAAAGAACGGAAGGAAUGUAAAAAGACAUGGUAAUGAAAGAAAAGUGAAAGAGCAGAUAAAGAAAUGUAAAUCUCUUCGCGUGCCAUAAUUAUGCCUUCGCGUUUAAAACAGUUCGGAUCGAAUUCUCGAAAGUAGAAUCGAUUUCUCAAUUAUACAUAUUAAAUAGGAUGAAAGUAAUAUUCGACACUCGCCAUUUUCGCUAUUGAGUCCUUUUCGCAGAUUGAAACAAAUUCCAUUGUAAUAUUGAUGUCAGAUUAUACGAUACGGCUCAUAAUUGAUCGUUUCGCGUACAGUGAUAGCAGUUAUCUUACAAGGAAUAUGAUUAUGAUGUCCGCCCCCAAUAUCAUUCCUUUUGUGAUCUGGUAUACAGCAAUCAAAUCUAAGAGAAACUUAUCUUUUCUUAAGAGCGAUAACGCAGUUUUAAAGAAUGGAACUUACAUCCAAAGUUAAUUGUGCAAGGGGGUGAUUUUUUAGAUUGGCAUAGAAGCCUUCAGCCAAAGAAAAAAAAACGUUUCUUAGAUUUGGAUAAUCUACAACAUAUGAUAAAAGAACAAAUCACAGGGGCACACCGAAGUGAUGUUUUUCGUUAAAAUGAAAAAGAAUUAUUCAUUGCAGUUCUUUCUUCUCGUUAAGAAUAUGGCCAAAGCACGUAAUACGAUUGGUUAAAGGCAUAAUUAAGCAUUUAGAAUAAGCUAAUGCGAAUUUUACGAAUUCAGAUAUACACACGGAGUUAUAAACACACAUUAUGGUAUUGUCUGUAUAUUAUUGAUAACGGGCCACGGUGGCCUCGAUUAUCCUUUUUUUUAUUCUACUUUCUUUUUCUCCGUUCUGCGCGUUCCUCUCCUAUAUUUCUCUCUUUACGGAUUUGCAUGUGCAGUCAAAGUGCGGUCUCUCUCUUCUUUAAUCAUUUCGAAACAUUCUCCAGCGCCUUUCAUUGUAGGCACGAAGGCAGUAGAUAAAAGGAGAAGUGGCGAUUCGUCCAAAUGGACCAGUUGCAGUUAAGAAUUAUUAGGAACCGCGUUAAUUGUGUUAAAUGCGAUUGCGCGGUAAGACCUGUUAUUGUUUGUGUUUUGUUGUUUUUUCUGUUGGAGUCCAGUAAAACGAAACUCAAUACUAAUAUAUAAAUAUAUAUAUAUAUAGAGAGAGAAAGAAAAAAUUGUAUACAGCGAGCAAUAACGCGAACGAUUGAAAAGAUGAAGAACAGGGAGAAAAAGAGAAAGAAGAAGAUAAAUAAUGCGAAAAAAAGGAACAAAGAAAGCAGCGUUCUGUCGCGCGAGUUGCUCAGGACAUUUUUCGACUGGAAGACUUUAUACACGCGAAUUUUCGAUGUAUUUUCAUUAAAGCGAAAUGUACGAGAAACAUAUAAAGCGCCUACGUGUUCAUAUGCUUUGUAAACACAAGAUUCAUGAUAGCAAGAAAGAAGAAGAAGAAGAAUAGGAAGAAGAAGAAGAAAAGACAGAACAAUGCGUAUCUCAUGUAUACGCGAGAAGAAUUUAACUGAUUCGUUCUAGGAACUCGCGAAUCUAUUCACGAUUUCUCUUCUGAGGUGCGCUUAGAAACCUCACUCGGGGUAAGUCUGGUCUAUUGGGAUUUUUUUAUCAGCAUUAUUAUGAUGAAGAUAGAAUGAGACUAGAGUGCACUCCAGCGAGGUUCUUGAACGUGACCCUGAUGUCGGAUUUAGGAGAUUGAAAUCAUUGCGAAUUUAUCAUCAUCGUCAUCGUUAUCGUCAUCAUUCCAUUAAUUAAUUCAUCAAUUAAUUGCAAUAUCGUUGUUACUCGUUAUUCGUCCAUAGUAACGACGCUAGUCAUACAGACUUUUAAGUUGCCGAAUAAGCAGAAAUAACCAAAAAGACAUUCAAGAUAAUUCAUUGUCUUGAAUUCAUAUUCUUUAUCUUGUAUUUAUCUGCCUCUUAUAACGAUAUUCUCUCUUUUUUUAAAUUGUUUUAACAUUAGGAAAUAAUUUUUAAUCUUCAUGAUUUUGGAGUUCUUUUGUUCAUGUUUUUAUUUUAUGUAUUAUUGAGUUUAUGUACAGUGCAGUGAAAGAGUCCUGAUCUAUUUGAACGAAUGGAAAUAGUGAAAAUUGGUGAAGACUGUAGAACCACUCUGUAUUAUGUUAUACUUGAUUAUUCAGGACUAUUGCACUACCGGAAGUUUGCACGUCCAUUUGAUGUAUCGAUUUCUGCAGUAGAACCAUCUUCAAAUGUUGCAAUACUUUUGGAAUAGUUCUAUAUACGAACUUUCAAAGGCCAUUUUUGAGUGAAUCCCAAUGCCUCCUAUUCCGAACAUGGCGUUUCCUCUAGUCCGAGAUCCCACUUUUCAAUCAUCAUCGAGUUCAACGUCGUUAGGUUCAUUUGUAUGUUUCUUUUAUACAUACAUAUAAAUAAAUAAACAAUUAACGUUCAGUCAGUCGAAAACGUUUUGCAAGUGGCUAUAUAACGUCUCAUCGUGGCCUCUUGUUCGUGGAAAUAUAUAUUUUAUAUUCUUUAUGUUAAGUCUUACUAAUAAUUUGUAUUUAGUACUUAUAUUGUGUAGUGGUAUGUUUUGGAAAUAGGAAGAAAAGAGAAAGGAGACAAUUAAGAAAAUUGCCUGUGAUCACUUUGUCCAAUUUUGUACAAGUAUGUAGCCCAGUUAUUUCUAUUUUAUUUAUUUCCAUCUUGGAUGUUAACUAUAGAAAUCCCACUGUAUUAGGAUCAUUGGAAUUGCCUGUGAAAUUUCAAUUUUCACAAAUGUAAUAUAGGUGAGAUAUAUUUUAGUUCCAUGAACGAGAGUACUCUAAUUACGCCUAAAAGAUUCUGCAUUUCCUUAACCAUUUAUUCACUCAUUUAUGAAGGUAAUUUAUAAGCCUAAGCAAAUACACAUGGUAUUUGAUUAAAGAGGAAAAAAGAAACGAACGUUUGUACUGCAAUGUUGACAAUGAAAUAAAAUUUUUGAGACUA
Messenger RNA from Cephus cinctus (wheat stem sawfly), 6743 nucleotides. RefSeq lists its product as uncharacterized. Gene Ontology annotation, molecular function: 1-phosphatidylinositol-3-kinase regulator activity. Gene Ontology annotation, cellular component: phosphatidylinositol 3-kinase complex. Lineage: Eukaryota; Metazoa; Arthropoda; Insecta; Hymenoptera; Cephidae. The record is from RefSeq and is a predicted model, not a curated record. The transcript has 6 exons. Gene Ontology annotation, biological process: intracellular signal transduction; phosphatidylinositol phosphate biosynthetic process. Bases 772 to 3237 code for a protein of 821 amino acids.